AUGCUUCCUAGCCUACCGAAAACUCGGUUGAAGCUAGUUAGGUCCUCCGGUCAGUCAAGUGUUGACACCGGAUUAGGUUUGACCUUCCUUCUCAAUGUCCGGAUGAACAUGCAUUCUUUUCUCUACAGUAUGGUAGAGUAUGGUAGACUUAUAACCAAUCCAAUCGGAAACCUUAAUUCGAGAGAUCAAACUAGCAAGGAUAAUAUCGUAAAGUCGGAGAGGAAGAAGAAUGCCAUCAUAGAGGGAUCAGCGUGUAAACUUGAAGGGCUAGGGAACUCCUUUAGCUCAAUAAUGAAAGUUAGGGUCGAUCGGAGGAGGCCUUACCUCUUAGAUGACCCAAGCAAGUCAUUAAGCUAUUGGAUGGAUCCUCCUAACUGUAGUUACUUAAGGUCGAGUAGUAGACGGGUGAGGCCCACAGUUCUAAUAGGUUUUCACUUGAGCUUUCCGCAGCAAAGCAAGUCUACAAGCCACUGCAGUGAGGUUAUAGGUCUGAUUUCUUUCUCGUAUUGA
Messenger RNA from Capsicum annuum, 510 nucleotides. The record is from the annotation of a RefSeq genome assembly. Lineage: Eukaryota; Viridiplantae; Streptophyta; Magnoliopsida; Solanales; Solanaceae.